This is a messenger RNA of Acaulospora morrowiae, 155 nucleotides long. Lineage: Eukaryota; Fungi; Glomeromycota; Glomeromycetes; Diversisporales; Acaulosporaceae. The record is from the annotation of a GenBank genome assembly.
AAGAAAGCAGGGCGAAGGGCAAAGGCAAGAGGGAUUUAAAGCAGGAGCAAACGAUCUAUCAUAAGGCAAUCCUAAGGAAAACAAAAGGUGGAGAUAACGUAGGGCCGACGAUGAUCAAGACUAAAAUUCGCAAAACAGAAUCUGGGAAAGAAUGA